Messenger RNA from Labrus mixtus (cuckoo wrasse), 1332 nucleotides. Its product is annotated as trace amine-associated receptor 13c-like. Bases 22 to 1044 code for a protein of 340 amino acids. NCBI's taxonomy places the organism in Eukaryota, Metazoa, Chordata, Actinopteri, Labriformes, Labridae. Gene Ontology annotation, molecular function: trace-amine receptor activity. Gene Ontology annotation, biological process: G protein-coupled receptor signaling pathway. Gene Ontology annotation, cellular component: membrane. The record is from RefSeq and is a predicted model, not a curated record. The transcript has a single exon.
GGUCUUUGUGUCUAAGGAUAUAUGAUGAGUGGUGGCCUUUCUGCAGAGCAUUACUGUUUUCCAGGCUUUAAUGUAUCAUGUGUUAGGACACAGUUCAGUGUGGGGACCAAGUUUGCCCUCUUUUUGUUGUUCGCUUUAGGCAUGGGUAUAACCAUUUUAGGAAACACGGUUGUCAUUGUGUCAAUUAGCCAUUUCAAGCAGUUGCAUAAUCCUACCAAUGUGCUUAUUUUAUCUCUUGCUCUGGUUGAUCUACUAGUUGGUGUUAUUGUGAUGCCUUUCAGUGCCAUCAGAACUGUUCAUGGCUGCUGGUUUUACGGGGAAGUCUUCUGUCAGUUGCACUCCAGUUUUGAUAUGUUUCUUACCACUCUUUCUAUCUUCCAUCUCAUUUGCAUCGCUGUAGACAGACAGCAAGCAAUAUGCGAUCCUCUGCAUUAUUCCAUGAAGAUCACAAUGCCAGUGGCCUGGAUUAUGGUAUGUUGCAGCUGGGCAUUGGCUGCUGUCUUCUCGUUUGGAUUGCUUUACUCAAAAGCAAAUGUUGCUGGGUUGGAGGAUUACAUAGAAUCAAUUAAUUGCCUUGGAAGUUGUUACCUUCUCUUUAACCACCUUUGGGGAAUCCUGGACAGCAUUAUUGUCUUUUUCUUUCCCUGUAUUGUAAUGGUUUGCCUGUACACUCAAAUAUUUAUUGUUGCUAAAGAGCAUUUACAAAAGAUUGGAGAUGUGAAACAUUCUUCAAAGGACAGAGGAAGAAUUUGGGUCAUUAAACAAUCUGAGCACAAGGCUGCAAAGACUUUGGGAAUUGUGCUCGGUGCAUUCAUCUUCUGUUGGAUGCCAUUUUUUUUAAAUUCAGUAGGUGAUGCAUACAAUGGCUUUAGCACACCAGUUGCUGUCUUUGAAACAUUUGUUUGGUUGGGCUACUUUAAUUCAACCUUGAACCCAAUUAUUUAUGCCUUGUUUUAUCCCAGCUUCAAAAAGUGUUUCUAUUGUAUCAUCACACUGGAAAUAUUUAGCCCAAAUUCUUCAACCAUGAAUGUAUCUCUUAAAUGACACAGCUUUAAGAAGUUUAAGAAAUGCUUUUACCUCAUUGUAAACCUGAAAACAUUCCUCAACCAUAAAUGUGUAUACUCUUACAUAGUUAUGUCCUCGUGUAUUAUUUUUGCAUAAAAAGCAGGUUCAGAUGAUACUAUUUGCCUUUUUUCAAUGAAACUCGGAUGAUGGAUUUUCAAAAUCUCCCCUUCAUUUUCCUUUCUGCAUCUUCUGUGGAUUAUGCAGAGCCAGUUAUUGCUGCAUUUCCCGGGGCACCUAUACUUUUUUAAUAUGACAGUUUUCCCAUUU